Messenger RNA from Trichomonas vaginalis G3, 759 nucleotides. Its product is annotated as phosphatidate phosphatase protein. The record is from RefSeq and is a predicted model, not a curated record. Gene Ontology annotation, biological process: phospholipid metabolic process. The coding region runs from base 1 to 759 and encodes 252 amino acids. Lineage: Eukaryota; Parabasalia; Trichomonadida; Trichomonadidae. Gene Ontology annotation, molecular function: phosphatidate phosphatase activity. The transcript has a single exon.
AUGGGAUUUGCAGAUAUUUAUUCUUUACUGAAAAAAUGGGCAGUCUUUGACUGGAUUCUUACAGGUAUUUUCCUUGGUGUAGGCAUGUACAUCGAAAAGAUCCCUUUUAGCGAGGAUUUCGUUGCUUAUAUCAAUUCAGAUAUAAAUAAUCCAAAACGUACAACAACUGUAUCAUAUCCUCAGCUCUGCAUAUUCCUUUACGGAAUUGGUGCACUUAUUACUCUUUUCAUUUGGAUUCUUCAUCGUAGAGAUUACACAAUUUCGGCUAUACUCUCAUCAUAUUACUUUUCAAUUGCAUUUACUAUUUUCAUCGGAUCUAUCUUAAAGCACUUAGUUGGUAGGCCACGCCCUGAUACAAUGCAAGUUUGCGGCGGAGAUGGUUCUUAUUUACAAUGCUCAACAGUUCUUUCUGGCGCCAGCCUUUACGAUCAAUUUUUCUCAUUCCCAUCUGGUCAUGCAUCAGAAUCAAUGGCUGCAGCCAUCUUUAUCGCACAUUUAAUUACAGAAAUAUGGCCAUCAGGCUCAAUGUUCGCAGCGAUGCUCAAACUAGCUCCAAUAGUUUGGUCAUUGUUCGUCGGUGCCUCCAGAAUCUGGGACCGCGCUCAUCAUGUUGAUGAUGUUCUUGCCGGUUUCCUUCUUGGAGGAAUCAUCGGAUUCUUUACAUUCCGUACCUUCAAGAUUGGUGUCGCAGUCGAGCAGAAGAAGGGCGGUGCUGCACCAACCGAUACUUCAGCUUCUCAGUUCUCAGCUUACGUUUAA